GGCGCAUUGGAGAUGUCACCACUUAUUCUGUCAACACUGUUCGGGGGCAUCAUAUCGUGGCUUGUGUAUCAAAGCAUUCAAGCUCAUGCCUUGUACAAGUCAGAUCAGAAUUUCGGUGCCCAGCAUGGUUGUGGUCGGGCCCCGAGACUUCGAAAUUGGUGGCCGCUGGGGAUCGAUCGUCUGAUCCAAAUUUGGGCAGCCGCCUAUGAACAAAGGCUGAUGGAUUUGUUUAAUUUCCAUUUUACGGAUGUUGGAACGACGUUAGAACAGAAGUUCUUAGGUACAAUCGCGUAUGGAACGACCGAGCCAAAGAAUUUAGAGGCCAUGAUGAGUUCUAAACUUGAUGAUUUCAACUUUGGACUUCGUCGUCAGAUUUUUUUUCCCUCUGCUUGGAGACGGCAUUUUCACUCAGGAAGGAGCUUCCUGGAAGCAUUCUCGAGAUCUCCUUCGUCCACAGUUCGCAAAGCAGCAAUACCGAGAUAUGGACAUUUUCCGACCCCAUGUCGACAACCUGCUCGAUCACAUACGCGCUAAUGAGGGCGAAAUCGAUCUUCAACCAUUGUUCUUUAAUCUCACCCUGGACACGACCACAGAGCUUCUUUUUGGGAAGUCCGUUGAUAGCCUUAAAGAGGCUGGUAACUCACGAGGGGCAAAAUUCGCGAAUGAAUUUGACGUUGCUCAAAACUACGUUAUUCAGCGGUUUCGUCUGUUGGACCUGUACUGGUUGAUCGGUGGUCGGAAAUUCCAACGCUCGUGUGCUGCUGUCCAUGAGUUUGUGGAUGGAAUUAUCGAGGAGCGAAGUCAAAAGCCAGAGGAAGACACAGCAAAGAAUGACCGUUACUUGUUUUUCGAUGCUAUUGCAAAGGACCCAAAGCAUUCAAGCGAUAGGAAAGCUCUGAGAGCCCAACUGGUCAAUAUGUUGCUCGCUGGCAGAGACACAACCGCGUGCCUUCUAAGUUGGACAUUCUUCUUCUAG
Molecule: messenger RNA, 976 nt
Organism: Penicillium mononematosum
Lineage: Eukaryota; Fungi; Ascomycota; Eurotiomycetes; Eurotiales; Aspergillaceae
Exons: 4
Coding region: 344-976 (210 amino acids)
Molecular function (GO): oxidoreductase activity, acting on paired donors, with incorporation or reduction of molecular oxygen; heme binding; monooxygenase activity
Source: RefSeq, a predicted model, not a curated record